Molecule: messenger RNA, 984 nt
Organism: Acyrthosiphon pisum (pea aphid)
Lineage: Eukaryota; Metazoa; Arthropoda; Insecta; Hemiptera; Aphididae
Exons: 1
Coding region: 1-984 (327 amino acids)
Source: RefSeq, a predicted model, not a curated record
AUGGCUCAAACACGAUUUCGUUAUUUGGAACGCCGAUUGUCGCAAAAUGAAGAGCUUUCCCGACAAUAUAAGGAGUUCAUGAGAGAUUACCUUGAGAGUCAACAUAUGGAAUUAGUCCCGAUGAAUAAAAGAAUGACUCCAUAUUGCUACUACAUCCCACAUCACUGCAUCGUGCGUCCUGAGAGUAAGACAACUAAACUCCGAGUCGUCUUUGAUGCCUCUGCUGUGACCACCACGGGACAAUCACUCAAUACCAACCUAUAUACAGGUCGCAAGCUCCAACAGGACUUACCACGGAUUCUGAUCCGUGCCCGAGUACACAAGGUUCUGUUUACAGCUGACAUCAAGCAGAUGUAUAGGCAAAUUGAAAUUCAUUCUGAAAACCGUGAUUAUUUACGGAUUCUUUGGAGAUUUAAUCCUGAUGAACCAAUAACAGAAUACCGUCUCUGUACAGUCACAUAUGGUACAUCCUCUGCUCCUCAUCAAGCAUUGCGAACCUUACAACACCUAGCGAAGAUCGAGGAGAUAAGAUUCCCCAUCGCUGCUCAUAUCCUCAUGCAAGAUACGUUUGUGGAUGACAUACUUACGGGGGCUGAUUCCCCAGAAGCAGCUUUAGUGCAACAAUCACAAUUAAUUGCUCUAUGUAAACAAGGCCAAUUUCAACUUCGGAAAUGGGCCAGCAACUCUCCCGUGAUCCUUCAGGCUGUAUCAGACAAUGAGCGCUCCAUGUCAGCUGAUGUACUAUUUGAUGAUGAGCUGGAGGCUGGGCUGAAAAUCCUCGGGAUGCAAUGGAAUCCAAAACUAGAUCAUUUCUCUUACACCUUUCAGUGUCCAAAUGCAAGUACAACUAAACGCUCGAUCCUUUCGGAUCUUGCACGCAUCUUCGAUCCUUCUCGGCUUUCUCUCACCUGUCACCUUUUUGGCAAAGCACAUGAUGCAGUUAUUAUGGACAUCAGGAAUUGGAUGGGACGAUCCCAUUCCUGA